Pyrus x bretschneideri (Chinese white pear) is the source of this 1310-nucleotide messenger RNA. RefSeq lists its product as uncharacterized. Bases 82 to 1032 code for a protein of 316 amino acids. Gene Ontology annotation, molecular function: S-adenosylmethionine-dependent methyltransferase activity. The transcript has 8 exons. The record is from RefSeq and is a predicted model, not a curated record. Lineage: Eukaryota; Viridiplantae; Streptophyta; Magnoliopsida; Rosales; Rosaceae.
AAGAUGAGACCCAAUAUUUCCACAUAAUCUCUAAGAAAUAGUUUUUCUUUCCUUGAUAUCAUCUCCGAUUUUAUAAAAAAAAUGGCCAAAUGUAUGGGUCUCAGUGUCCAUCAGUUACCAAUUUUGGCGGGUAUAUGUCCUUGUUCUUCUUCUUAUUUAGUUCCUAGAGCUAGAGCUGCUGGCUCAGUUCCCAUUUCAUCAAAGGUUGACAACAAGUGGAAAAGUGGAGGGAGAGCUCCCCGCCGUCUGAUCUUGGGCCUUGGAGUCUCGUUUUGGGCCCAGUUGAUGAACAUGUCUGGUGCGGUUGGUGGGAAAUCUUUCACUGCUUCUGCAAGGUUGAAGAGCGGCCCUUCUUUUGAAGAGAUACUGAAGAAUGUGGAAUGGCCAGAGCAAUUUCCCUUCAAGCCUGAGGAUUUCCAGCGCUUUGAUGAGUCAUCGGAUUCGGUGUUUUAUGAGACUCCACGCUUUGUGACACAUAUUGAUGAUCCUGCCAUUGCGGCACUGACCAAGUACUACUCAAAAGUGUUUCCUCCUAGCAACACUCCAGGAGUAAGCAUGCUGGACAUGUGUAGCAGUUGGGUCAGUCACUUUCCACCGGGAUACAAGCAAGAGCGAAUAGUGGGAAUGGGGAUGAAUGAAGAAGAGCUAAAGCGGAAUCCGGUCUUGACAGAGUAUGUUGUGCAAGACUUGAAUGUGAACCCCAAACUUCCCUUUGAAGACAAUUCUUUUGAUGUGAUUACUAAUGUGGUUAGCGUUGAUUACAUCACAAAGCCUCUUGACGUUUUCAAGGAAAUGUGCCGGAUUCUUAAGCCAGGUGGACUUGCUAUAAUGAGCUUUUCCAACCGUUGUUUCUGGACUAAAGCAAUCUCAAUAUGGACAUCAACCGGUGAUGCUGAUCAUGGUUUGAUUGUGGGGGCAUAUUUCCACUACGCUGGAGGAUUUGAAUCACCUCAGGCGGUGGAUAUAUCCCCGAACCCUGGACGCUCAGAUCCUAUGUACAUCGUAUACUCUAGAAAAUUAUCUACGGUAUAGAGAUACCGGAUGCGAGAAAUUUCUUCGUCUUCCAAUCGAUGCCCGAAUUUCAAGAGGAAUUUUGUUAAUAGUUGCUAAUAUAGCCAGUGAGUCAUCCCAAAGAAGAGUUCAUAGUAAGUGAACUUGCAAAUCUGCUCUUAUUUUCUCUGUACGCUCUUAACUCCAGUGUGCAUGCAAACCAACUGAAGUGGUUACAUUUCUUGAAAUAUUUUCUCUUUACAAGAUGUCCGUUCUUUGUUAAAAGACAUACAUUUCGAGAAAAUCUCUUUUUUGAUCAA